CCUCCCUUCAGGAAGGAGCUCAUCUGUGUCUUAGUUUGUUGUGCUCAGAUCUUCUUUUUCAACACGUUGGACCAUUUGAACAAACUGAUGGAGAAGGUUACACCUGAACACGAAUCCAGGAACCUAUCCUUGAAAAGCCAUGAUUCCAAGGAUAUUUGGAUUACAUUUAAAUCAGAUCAACCCCCGUCAGCAGAAAGAGUGGACCAGCAGAUCUCAGAGGUUCCCAGGGGUCCAUCUGCCCUGCAGCAUCAAACCCAGCUGGACACAAUAUUCAUGCUGCUGGAGGAAAACAUUGUCACUUUUGUGAAGAACGAGCUGAAGAAGAUCCAGAAGAUUCUGAGUCCAGAUGACCCAGAAUGCUCAGAGAGUCAGAGAGAUGAUGAUGAGGUGAUGGAAGGUGAAGAGGAAGAGCAGAGGAUGAGUAGCAGAGAGGCAUUGAUGAAGAUCGCACUGAACUUCCUGAGGAGGAUGAAGAAGGAGGAGCUGGCUGAACAUCUGCAGAGCAAACAUUUUGCAGCAGUUUGUCAACAUGAACUUAAAUCUGGUCUGAAGAAGAAUUUCCAGUGUGUGUUUGAGGGGAUUGCUAAAGCAGGAAGUCCAACCCUUCUGAACGAGAUCUACACAGAGCUCUACAUCACAGAGGGAGGGACUGGAGAGGUCAAUGAUGAACAUGAGGUCAGACAGAUUGAAACAGCAUCCAGGAAACCACACAGACCAGAAACAACCAUCAGACAAGAAGACAUCUUUAAAGUCCCACCUGGAAGAGAUCAACCAAUCAGAACAGUGAUGACAAAGGGAGUGGCUGGCAUUGGGAAAACAGUCUUAACCCAGAAGUUCACUCUGGACUGGGCUGAAGACAAAGCCCACCAGAACAUCCAGUUUAUGUUUCCAUUCACCUUCAGAGAACUGAAUGUGCUGAAAGAGAAAAAGUUCAGCUUGGUGGACCUUGUUCAUCACUUCUUUAAAGAAACCAAAGAAAUCUGCAGCUUUGAACACUUCCAGGUUCUGUUCAUCUUUGAUGGUCUGGAUGAGAGUCGACUUCCUCUGGACUUCCACAACAAGGAGAUCCUGACUGAUGUCACAGAGUCCACCUCAGUGGAUGUUCUGCUGACAAACCUCAUCAGGGGGAAACUGCUUCCCUCUGCUCUCCUCUGGAUAACCACACGACCUGCAGCAGCCAAUCAGAUUCCUCCUGAGUGUGUUGGCAUGGUGACAGAGGUCAGAGGGUUCACUGACCCACAGAAGGAGGACUACUUCAACAAGAGAUUCAAAGAUAAGAAGCAGGCUUGCAGUAUUAUCUCCCACAUUAAGACAUCACGAAGCCUCCACAUCAUGUGCCACAUCCCAGUCUUCUGCUGGAUCACUGCUACGGUUCUGGAGGAUGUGUUGAAGGCCAGAGAGGGAGGAGAGCUGCCCAGCACCCUGACUGAGAUGUACAUCCACUUCCUGGUGGUUCAGACCAAAGUGAAGAAGGUCAAGUAUGAUGGAGGAUUUGAGACAGAUCCACACUGGAGUCUAGAGAGCAGGAAGAUGAUUGAGUCCCUGGGAAAACUGGCUUUUGAUCAGCUGCAGAAAGGAAACCUGAUCUUCUAUGAAUCAGACCUGACAGAGUGUGGCAUCGAUAUCAGAGCAGCCUCAGUUUACUCAGGAGUGUUCACACAGAUCUUCAGAGAGGAGAGAGGGCUGUACCAGGACAAGGUGUUCUGCUUCGUCCAUCUGAGUGUUCAGGAGUUUCUGGCUGCUCUUCAUGUUCAUCUGACCUUCAUCAACUCUGGUGUCAACCUGAUGGAUGGAACACAAACAACCUCUAAGAGGUCUUCUAAGAAGCUAAAACUCAAGUAUCUUCAUCAGUCAGCUGUUGACAAGGCCCUUAAGAGUCCAAAUGGACACCUGGACUUGUUCGUCCGCUUCCUACUGGGACUUUCACUGCAGUCCAAUCAGAGACUCCUACACGGUCUGCUGACACAGACAGGAAGUAACUCCCAGACCAUUCAGGAAACAGUUCAGUACAUCAAGGAGAAGAUCAGUGAGAAUGUGUCUGCUGAAAAAAGCAUCAAUCUGUUCCACUGUCUGAAUGAACUGAAGGAUCGUUCUCUAGUGGAGGAGAUCCAACAGUCUCUGAGUUCAGGACGUCUCUCCACAGAUAAACUGUCUCCUGCUCAGUGGUCAGCUCUGGGUUUCAUCUUAUUGUCAUCGGGACAAGUUCUGGAUGUGUUUGACCUGAAGAAAUACUCUGCUUCAGAGGAGGCUCUUCUCAGGCUGCUGCCAGUGGUCAAAGCCUCCAACAGAGCUCUACUCAGUGGCUGCAACCUUUCAGAGAAAAGCUGUAAAGCUCUUUCCUCAGUUCUCACUUCCAAGUCCUCCAGUGUCACAAAACUCGACCUAUGUGACAACAACCUGAAGGAUUUGGGAUUGCAGCUUCUAUUAGCUGGAGUGGGGAGUUCAAACUACAACCUGGAAACCAUUAGACUGAGAUACUGCAACCUGUCAGAGCAAAGCUGUGGAGCUCUGUCCUCAGUUCUCAGCUCCCAGUCCACCAGUCUGAGAGAACUGGACCUGAGUAACAACAAUCUGCAGGAUUCAGGAGUGAAGCUUCUAUCCACUGGACUGAAGAGUCCAAACUGCAAACUAGAAACCCUCAGCUUGUCGGGCUGUUUAAUCACAGAAGAUGGUUGUUUUUCUCUGGCUUCUGCUCUGAGCUUGAACCAUUCCCACCUGAAAGAGUUGGACUUGAGCUACAAUCAUCCAGGAGAGAUGGGGCUGAAGCAGUUGUCUUUUGGACUGAAGGAUCCACAUUGGAGGCUAAACACUGUCAGGGUGGAGCCUGCUGGAGUCCGAUGGUUGACACCAGGUCUGAGGAAGUAUUCCUGUCAGCUCAUAAUCGACACAAACACAGUGAACAAAGAGCUCAAACUGUCUGACGACAACAGGAAGGUGACACGUGUGAAGGGACAUCAGUCUUAUCCUGAUCAUCCAGACAGAUUUGAUGUUCCUCAGCUGCUAUGUCGAACCGGUCUGACUGGUCGUUGUUACUGGGAGGUUGAGGGAAGAGGAGAAGUGGAUAUAUCUGUAAGCUACAGAGGAAUCAGAAGGAAAGGAUACAGGGAUGAUUGUUGGUUUGGACGGAAUCAUCAGUCCUGGAGUCUGUUCUGCUCUGAUGAUGGUUAUUCUGUUUGGCACAAUGGCAAAAAAACACCCAUCUUCUCCUCCGCCUCCUCCUCCACCUCUACCUUCUAUGUCUCCAACAGAGUAGCAGUGUAUUUGGACUGUUCUGCUGGCAUUCUGUCUUUUUUUAGAGUCUCAUCUGACACACUGAUCCAUCUGCACACUAUCAACAACACAUUCACUGAACCUCUUUAUGCUGGAUUUAGAACCUUUCCCGGUUCUUCUGUGUUUCUGUGUUGAGGUAACAGAGUCUCAGUGAAACAAUCAUGCUCUUGAACGCAUCCACUGUCCAUCCAAAUAAAAGUGGCUAAUAUUUUUUGGACAGACUUAAACUUGACAUUAUCUCUUUAAACUUCUGCAAUGUCCCAAAAUGUAUUUUUACAUUCGGUUUUCAUCAAAAUUUGCAGAGAUGAUAGGAGAGUUGGAUGCACAUUCUUCUCUAGCACAUCCUAAAGAUUCUCAGUGGAGUUUAGGUGUGGUUUCUGUGGUGACAAAUUAAUGUGUACAAUUCAUGUUUAAAUAACUAAUGCAUAAUUUGAGACUGAUUAAUCUUGAUAUUUUCAUCUUGGAUCAUGGCUGUGUCAUCAGUUAAAAAUAAAAGAUAGAGUAACAUGGUAAUGUAGUAUAUCCGAGUAGUCAGCUGACCUAAUUAUUUGGAUCCAUAAUGUUCCUUACUCUAGACAUGACUAACUGCAGCAAUCCCAGAUUGUGGCACUACCCCAAACGGUGCUAAUGUAGACACCAGGCUGGAUAGGUGCAUCUCUUACCAUAACUCUUAACGCCCACUAAGGAACAGGUUUCAUCUGGUCUCAUCAGACCACAUGACCUUCCAUUACUAUAGAGUACAUUGUCUAUAGUUAGACUAAUGGCCCCACCCAGGGUUGAUUACAGAAUGUUUACGGGUGUAUACUGGGAGUGGUGAGACUGGUUAGAAGAGUUCAAGUUGGCAAGAAGAUUAUGUCUCCUUAGUUGGCAAGUUCAAUCGGGACCUGUUUAACUGGCUACCUUGUUGAAAUGAUUCAUAGGGCCACUUUAGGGCAAGCUUUAAACCCUGUUACCAAUGGACUAAAUACAAUGAAAUACCCAUUAUGGGACAAAAACAAGUGAUGUGGGAAAAAGGCCAGUUUUAAUUAACAUUUUCCUUCUGGUGAUAUCUGAGUUAGUUUAUAUCCUGCUAAACUCAAAGCAUUAGGAUAGGCAUUGUUCUUCCCAUAGAACAUGCUGCUUUGCAACUUUGUACAGACCAAUAAAACUAGCUAAGGUGAAGCUGGGGUGGUGCUUCAGUUUGUUUUUUAAAAAUGUGCAAUCACUUUAAAAUUAAAUAUUGAGACAGGGACCACAAGGUGGUUGUGUUUGACAUCUACUAGUAGCAAGAUACCUUACAGUAGGAAUUUGCUGCUAUGGGACUCCAUAUUCCCACAGCACCAGACUGGAUUAGGCAAUGUACGGACAUAUCUAAUAGAUUAUAUUAAAUGACUUAAAACCAAAUUUUAAUAUAAGAUUUGCUCUGUGUAAUGCUGCUUCCAGAUUUUGGUUUAUUUUAUGUUAAAUGAGUAAUAACAUGUUAAUAUAUUGUGGUGUUUGUUGUAUUUCCUCAUUUUAAAGAUGCACUGAUCACUGGUAUUAAUACUAUAACCAUAAAACUUUAAGAGAUUGUGCUGUAUUUUUUAACAUUUAAAAAGAAAAACAAACAUAUACCAUGCCAUCUGGGUUUACUUUACUGAAAUCAAUGUGUUAUUUUCACCACCAGAGGGGGACAAAUCCCAAUCAAUAAAAAGUCCAACGUGUCCCCCAUUGAAGCGGAAAUUGGUUCCAUCAGAGUUGAACUGAAAAUUGAUCAGGAAAAUACCUUAAUAGCAGCUUGGUUUGCCUUCAGUCUGAGAGUCAUGAGAAGGGUUCAUGUCCUUAGAUGUCAUGUGAUCUUUUCUUUGACUGAAAGCAUCACUCACCAGUUGGACCAGUCUGACCAGUCAGAACACAUUUAUCACUGAAGCAAGAAGCAACCAGCAGCUCUGUUCUGAGUUCAUUUCUCCAAAUGACACCAUCGUGAACCAUUUCAUUAGAGGUUUCUUUCUUUCUUAUGAAGACUUUAUUGAACUGCAUGUGAAGUCACUGUGGACCUUUUCCUUACUGUGUUUUUUGGUGCUCAGAAAAUUAUGGAAUGUUUCUUUCUUUAUUUUGGAAUUAAGUGACUCGCUACCAAUCCUACUCCUGCUUCCAUCACAGGUGAAGCUCAGAUUCAUUUCAGGAAGAAGCUCACUGUCUGUUCAGAGUUUUCUUCAACACUUUGGACUGAUUGAACAAACUGUAAGUUUGCUUUGUUUCAUACUUGAAGUUUAUACUCAAGGAACUUUCCUGUUUUUUUUUCUGCUCUCUAAUGUUUGGAAAACAUGCACACUUCUUAUUUCAGCACAAAUUUUAAUAAAUUCAUUUCUUUACUUUUUGUUAAUUUGUUGAAAAUAUCAAUAAUUGUUUCCAAAUGUUAAAUUCGAUUUAGUUCCAGUCUGUUUUUCAUGGUAAUAAAGGAGAACAAAUAUUUA
This is a messenger RNA of Girardinichthys multiradiatus, 5705 nucleotides long. Its product is annotated as NLR family CARD domain-containing protein 3-like. The transcript is spliced from 10 exons. Gene Ontology annotation, molecular function: protein binding. The coding region runs from base 88 to 3405 and encodes 1105 amino acids. The record is from RefSeq and is a predicted model, not a curated record. Lineage: Eukaryota; Metazoa; Chordata; Actinopteri; Cyprinodontiformes; Goodeidae.